Miscanthus lutarioriparius is the source of this 612-nucleotide messenger RNA. NCBI's taxonomy places the organism in Eukaryota, Viridiplantae, Streptophyta, Magnoliopsida, Poales, Poaceae. The record is from the annotation of a GenBank genome assembly.
AUGUUCGACGUGGAGUACGCCCGGUGGCUGGACGACCACGGCCGGCGCAUGGCCGAGCUGCACGGAGCUCUGCACGCGCACUUGCCAGAUGCUGACCUCAGAGCCAUCGUGGAUGACACCCUGACCCACCACGAUGAGCUGUUCCAGCUCAAGGCGUCAGCAGCCAAGUCCGAUGUGUUCCACCUCCGAGCGACGCUGCUGCCCCAGCUGGAUCCCCUGACUGAGCAGCAACUGGUAGGCAUAUGCAACCUUCAACAGUCAUCACAGCAGGCGGAGGAAGCUCUCUCCCAGGGCCUGGACCAGCUGCAUCAGUCACUAGCUGACACCAUGGCUGGUGGAUCUCUGAUUGAUGACACCAACAUGAGCUUCAUGGGUCAAAUGGCCCUUGCCCUUGGCAAGCUGUCCAACCUUGAAGGUUUUGUGAUACAGGCUGAUAACUUGAGGCAGCAGACUCUUCAUCAGAUGCACCGGAUUCUGACAGUUCGUCAGGCGGCGCGAUGUUUCUUGGCCAUUGGCGAGUACCACAACCGCCUCCGUGCCUUAAGCUCCCCCCCUGGGUUUCUCGGCCUCGAGAGAUACUGGUUGCAGAUGAAGGCAGUUGUGGGGAGAUAA